Messenger RNA from Parathielavia appendiculata, 429 nucleotides. RefSeq names its product single-strand binding protein family. Lineage: Eukaryota; Fungi; Ascomycota; Sordariomycetes; Sordariales; Chaetomiaceae. The record is from RefSeq and is a predicted model, not a curated record. The annotation marks the transcript as partial. Gene Ontology annotation, biological process: mitochondrial DNA replication; positive regulation of helicase activity. Gene Ontology annotation, molecular function: single-stranded DNA binding. Gene Ontology annotation, cellular component: mitochondrial nucleoid. The transcript is spliced from 3 exons.
AUGUCGGCCUUCCUCCGCACCGCACCUCGGGCCGCCGCCCGCCCGGUCACUGGCACGGCGGCGCGCACCUUCAGCUCGACCGCUUCGCGCCCCGUCGCCCGCAUCACCAUCGUCGGCAACCUGGCCGACUCCCCGGAGCUGCGCGCAUCUAGCACCGGCCGUGAAUACCUCCGCUACGCCGUCGCCAGCAACUCAGGAUCGGCCGACAACCGCAAGACCAGCUGGUUCAACGUCAGCUGCUUCGUCGAGGAGGGCGCCCGCAGGGACUUCUUCCAGUCGCUGCCCAAGGGGACGCUGGUCAUGGUCGAGGGCGAUGCGACCAUGUCCAACUACGUUGACGCCGAGGGGAAGCCCCGCCAGGGGCUGAACAUUACGCAGCGCAACUUGGAGGUCCUACGUCGGCCAUACAACCCUGCCAACGCUGCCGGC